CAGAUGUUAGCAUAGUUACCUUUGAUAUCUCAAACGCGCUACAACCUCAACUAAAAAUGAAAUUCCUGAUUGCUUUCGUCGCUCUCUUCGCCGUUGUGGCACACCUUAAUGCUGCACCCCUCAGUGCACAACAGCAGGCAGACGUACAGAUUUUGAGGUUGGAUUCGGAUGUUGGACCCGAAAACUUCAACUACGCUUUUGAGACAUCCGAUGGUACUGCAGCCCAAGCUCAGGGCCAGCUGAAUAAUGUUGGAACCGAGAAUGAGGCUAUUUCUGUUAAGGGCUCGUACUCGUUUGUCGGCGAUGAUGGUGUUCAAUACACUGUUCAAUACAUUGCCGAUGAGAACGGAUUCCAGCCACAAGGCGCUCACUUGCCCGUCGCACCUGUUGCCUAAGAUGCGUUUCCUUAAAACCUAAAUAAAUUAAAUUUAAUAAAUGUUUUUUAAAAA
Messenger RNA from Drosophila mojavensis, 449 nucleotides. Its product is annotated as larval cuticle protein 65Ag1. NCBI's taxonomy places the organism in Eukaryota, Metazoa, Arthropoda, Insecta, Diptera, Drosophilidae. Gene Ontology annotation, molecular function: structural constituent of chitin-based larval cuticle. The coding region runs from base 57 to 395 and encodes 112 amino acids. The transcript is spliced from 2 exons. Gene Ontology annotation, cellular component: chitin-based extracellular matrix. The record is from RefSeq and is a predicted model, not a curated record.